Amoebophrya sp. A120 is the source of this 3256-nucleotide messenger RNA. Lineage: Eukaryota; Dinophyceae; Syndiniales; Amoebophryaceae. The record is from the annotation of a GenBank genome assembly.
GCUCACUUUAUUCUCCUUGGCGUGCAGGAGGGACAUCAUCAUACGCAGAAAUACAUAGUCAGUACGAGACGAUCUGGAUCUGCUAUGCUGCGGGAGGUCGCGCUUGGUGUUUUCUGUGUAUUGGAUUUGACGAUGCACUUCGAAAAAAGAAGAAAGAGAUUGAUAGAGCAAAUACGAGUUGAAGGGAGCGGAAUACGAGAAAAAACUCUUGGUAUUGAAUCGUGCAUCGUCAAAUUUGCUCGGGGUUUUUUCUAAGUUGUAAACUGUACUUGAUGCGCUGUUUUUCUUUCAGCUGUACAGUUUUAGUGCAGUCUUAAUCUUUUGGUUUUGCUCUCCCACUGCAUUUAGUUAGUUUUAGAGAGCUAAGAAAAAUGUAAAAAUGCCCUUGCAAAAGCUCGAAUAGUAGUUUUCUUAUCCUUUUUCUCAUCUUCGUCGUCAUCGUAUGUCACAUCUGCAGCACUUCUAUCCUCUUCAUCAUCAGCCGCAAUUUCAGCAAAAUCAAGCGCAGCAGUAGAUACGUCGGUAAGUUUACAUUGCUUAAGGAAUAAACUUUAGCGCGACCUCGUCGAAGAGAAUAGAUACAUUCAUCAUUGUACGGACCACCGGAAAACAUAAGCAAAACGAAAAACAGCCGCGAAGAUGUCGAACUUCAGACCGACAGAUGCGACCCCGCAUGCUCCUUCUGUCGUAAAUGCCGCGGCGGCGCCAGCCACCUUCGCACUGACGGAGGUCCUGAGCGUAGUGACAGGUGAUGAUGCUCUACCUCUUGAACAGCGCAGAUGGGACGCUGCAACAACCACGAAGAAGCAAGUAAAGCAGGCCGCUGCAAAGGCUUGGCUGUCCUCCGAACGCAAUACGGAAAAGAAGCGCAGUUGUUUUUGGGGACGCGUUUCGCUGUUUCCUGAAGGGGCGGACAUGAGUGAACAGUGCGUCAUCAACGUAGUGCACGACGAGGAGACAAACUUCGCUGAGUGGUUGCAGGGCUUGCAGGGGACAGGGAGAGGCGACUCCGCCGACGAAGAAGAAGAUCAAGAAGCCGCAUCGCAAUGCGGCGGAGAAGUGAAAGUAAAGAACCUCCGCUAUUACGUCCGCUACAACAAGACGUUCGAGAGCCGCGAAGAACUCGAUGCGGCGCUGCUUCCCUAUUUGGACCCGGCAGGAACCGCUGCGGAGCAAGAUGCGAAAAUCGAGGCGGUCGAAAAUGUCUACGGACCCCUAAUUGUGUGGGACGUAAGCGGUGUGGAUGAUUUGUCCGGCGUGUUUUAUCGGCAACGUGAGUUCAACCGUGACAUCCGCGGCUGGGACGUUUCUGGCGCCGAGGACAUGGAGGGAAUGUUCGACGGUGCGGCGCAGUUCAAUCUAUCCAGUGCAAAUAUAUCCGGGUUUGGAAGGAUGCAGCUUGUCAUGCGAAAUCUAGAUCAUGCAAAAAUCUGUGUUGUGUGAUUUCCAAAAGCUGUCCACUUUUGACCAAGUUGAGGGGGAGUUUCUCAUGCAGGAUAGGCAUGAUACAGGUCUCGCAGAACCUGUCAUGCUAGCUCCUGCCAUCCAGACGUCACGGAUCAUGUUAAACCGGCAUGACAAGUCUCGUAAUCUUCCAGACCCAGACAUAUUUGCAGGGCAUACAAUCAGCCGCUAGACGACUGGGAUACUAGCAGUGUGCGCCGCAUGACUCAGAUGUUUAACGGUGCGGCCCAGUUCAACGGGACACUGGAAAAGUGGGACGUUAGCAAAGUGGACAUCAUGAACAGCAUGUUUUACGGCGCAACUAGUUUCAACCAGCCCUUGGCGGGCUGGGACGUUAGUAACGUGCGUGAUAUGAUUCACAUGUUCUGCGAUGCGACAUCCUUUAACCAGCCGCUUGCGGGUUGGAACGUCAGCCGUGUCCGCGAAAUGAACUGCAUGUUCUUGAACGCGAGUAGCUUCAACCAAUCCCUGGCGAGCUGGGACGUUGGUAAUGUGUCCAGUAUGCGAGCAAUGUUCGAAAACGCGGCAACGUUCGACCAGCCACUGGCGGAUUGGAACAUUAGUAACGUCGUCGACAUGGGUUUCAUGUUCAAGAAAGCAGUCGCGUUCAACCAGCCCCUGGGGCGUUGGGACGUUCGGAAGGUAAUGAACAUGUGCAGGAUGUUCAUGGACGCGAAAAGCUUCAGUCACUCCUUGGGCAACUGGCGAGUCAAUGCGAGGACGUUCCGGAGAAGAAUGUUCCUCCGAGCCGAGUCCUACAAAUACGGACUGCCGCAGAGGGAUAGGAGUAUCCCCGGGGAUCCAACGUUCAAGUUUUUUUUCCCAUGUGACUUCGAGACAUUCACAGACGAAGUCGAUGACGAGGACAGCGGCGAGGACAGCAACGAGGACAGCGACGAGGACAGCGACGAGAACAGCGACGAGGACAGCAACGAGGACAGCGACGAGGACAGCGACGAGGACAGCGACGCGGAAUAGGAGGAAAGCCGAUGCUAGUCCUCAGGUAUCUAUGUUAGUGCUUGAUUAAACUACUCGGCCAUGGAGGCAGCUGUGCUUCCUGGGUCGAAGCCAUAAACGACCAAGGAAUGGAGUCGCUAGUUUCCCACUUCAAAUUUUCAGUUGAUACUGUGACCGUACUAGUCUAGCAGCAUGGUCAUGGUCGCAGCUCUUGCUCUUUUUUGCUAGUAUUCAAAUUCAAUGUAGUAAAACAGGUGUGGGCCGCCCGCCACCUUUAUCCUUGUGCCUGUGAGAACACUGUUUGAGACGGUUCGUGGGAAUUCAAACACCUCAGUGUCUAUGCACACCGACACCGAGUCAGGAGCCGGCAAUUUCUCUUACGGGAACACUAUCGAGCAGAACGGUGUCGCUGCCUGAUUCCAGGUUCUUUAUUUCGGUAUCCGAACGCGGGACAUACGACGUGAGCUCCGCACGAAGUAACGAAUACGAAAGCAAUGCCACUGCAGAUUGUUUUAGGGACUGCAGGAGCGACUUAAGGUUUGUGCAACUCGCUAGCGAGCUUGAAUUUGAAAACGCAUCGAGGAGAUGAAGAGUACAUGCGCAAACAACACGCAUUCCGUCAUCGUUUCCAUUCCUGAUCGUUCCCAAAUGCUCAUCCGCCUCUGGAUUUGAUUCGAAGCCUACAGAUUCAGAUCGGUGGUCGAACGCGCUGCCAUGAGUUGACAGACAUUUUGGCUGAUCAGACUCUUUUCGUCCAGGUGUUCUCUGUUGAUUGUCGGUGCAGAAGAUUUGUUUGUUAGGGUUGUAUAUUCAGUUGUCAUAAGCUUCAGGUCGC